This is a messenger RNA of Cornus florida, 890 nucleotides long. Its product is annotated as profilin-1. Gene Ontology annotation, molecular function: actin monomer binding. Lineage: Eukaryota; Viridiplantae; Streptophyta; Magnoliopsida; Cornales; Cornaceae. The transcript has 3 exons. Gene Ontology annotation, cellular component: cell cortex. The record is from RefSeq and is a predicted model, not a curated record. Bases 127 to 522 code for a protein of 131 amino acids.
AAAAAAAAAAAAAAAGCUCUCUGCUCUGUAAAAAAGUGUAGAGAUCUGAAACAACCCGAACAUCAAAACUUCGAAUCGAAGAGAAGAAGAAGAGGGUAUAAUAUUUGUAGAUACAAAGAAGCUAAGAUGUCUUGGCAAACAUACGUAGAUGAGCACUUGAUGUGCGAAAUCGAAGGCAAUCACCUCACUUCCGCUGCUAUCAUCGGCCAAGAAGGCAGCGUUUGGGCUCAGAGCGCCUCCUUCCCUCAGUUUAAGCCUGAAGAAAUAACUGCUAUUAUGAAUGAUUUUUCUGAACCUGGGUCACUUGCACCAACUGGGCUAUACCUUGGUGGCACAAAGUAUAUGGUGAUCCAAGGGGAAGCAGGGGCUGUCAUACGUGGAAAGAAGGGCCCUGGUGGUGUUACCAUCAAGAAGACAAAUCAAGCCUUGAUCAUUGGAAUAUACGAUGAGCCUAUGACUCCUGGUCAGUGCAACAUGAUUGUUGAAAGGCUGGGCGAUUAUCUCAUCGAUCAGGGUCUCUAGUCGUGCACCAAUAUGCUGAUUGCGUCCUUUCAGUGUAUCCUUUUUUAUUAUAUUUGGAUUUUUCGAGCAUCUACCUACCUGAAGCUGGAAUUGUUGCAAUGUAGUAGUAUAUUUACGUAACUUGAAGUGAUGGAGAACCAAGUGCAAAUUGGUACUUGGAAACUAGAAUAUAAGGUCUCUAGUAAGAAGCUAUUUGUCGUUGUACUCGACCAUAGAUCUUUGGGCCUUUUUUAAUGGAAAUGUUUCUGUUAGAUUGACAUUUUAGUCAUGCAAAUAUUUUAUUUACCUACAAAAAUUAUUGUGGAAGCCAUUGUUAUCAAAUUGACAAGUGAAAUUUAUGACUAGAGUGAUGAUUUUGCCCUCUUUCU